Messenger RNA from Peromyscus eremicus (cactus mouse), 1762 nucleotides. Its product is annotated as disks large homolog 5-like. The transcript is spliced from 3 exons. Lineage: Eukaryota; Metazoa; Chordata; Mammalia; Rodentia; Cricetidae. The record is from RefSeq and is a predicted model, not a curated record. The coding region runs from base 960 to 1391 and encodes 143 amino acids.
UGUAGUCUGAACCUUUGAGGUAGGAAGUCACACCUAUAAUUCAGAUCUUUAAUCCAGAUGUAAUCUGGACCACUCUUUCUGUUGGAAGCAUAUAGAAGUCAUGGAAGAAGGAAGCUCUUACUCUUUCUCUGCUUGCUCUCUCUUUGUUAGCACAUCCAUUCCUUCACUGACAUUAAAGCCUACUUCUUUAAGAUUCCAGCAUAUACUGGACCUGCUGAGACAUCCAGUCUAGUGGAGUGAGCAUCUACUGGAUUCUUGGAUUUUCCAUUCCUAGCCAGAUAUUGUUGAAUUAGCUAGAGCACAGCUUAUAAGCCAUUCUAACAAAUACCCUUUCCAUAGAGAGAUUCAUUUUGUAACUUCUGUUCUCUAUAGAACCCUGGCUAAUACACCAGACAUGUAGAGAGGAAAUUCUAGAACAGUUAGGAUCUCAUAACAGUCUCAGCUCACUUACAAAUUCUCAGUGGCCAUCUUCCCUUAACCUUAGCAUUCCUCAGGUGCUGCUCACUUCAAAGAACUCAACCCUCCUCUUUCACAUCAUCCUGAUCUAAUUCCUUGACAUGAUUUAUUUCUCAUAUUAUUAGGUAUGGAUGUUAAGGAGGGGAAGAGUCAUUCUUAGGAAGUGCUUAUAAACUGAGUGUUCACCUACCCAUGGGUAAAGUAGUGAAAAGAUUCUAAUGAGGCCGAAGAAAUCUCUAGGUUUGGAAGGAGGAGGUGCUGAAUAACUUCCCCUGUGUCAGAAGAGAGACUCCUGGAAAGGAAACCUCAGCUUCUGGUCAGUUCAUGGAGAACUAAUUAGCAAGGAGGCAAAGACUGUGCCCCAUGACAUCAGCAGACCCUUUGCUGGGCAUUCUGUUGUAUCCUGGACAGCUCUUGGAAUCCCCAGUGAUGUCACUAGUGUUGAAGCAGCACCAACAUUCUUUAGGACAUUGGUUCACUGACCACAAGUUUGGCCUCUAGACAUGUUAUCCAGACUCAGAGGUCUAUUUGGGAGAGGAAAUGGACAGCAUGGAGAGACCAGAGUGAGGCAGAAGGAAGCUGGUCCUAGAUCUCCCUGGAAAACAUGGGGGAAUAAGUUGUCCUGGGGAAGACUCAGGACUACAGAGGAGGCACCAUUCCAAAUCUCCACCUCCACUGUGCAGGAGGAGCAGAUGAAAAAAAUAGAGAAACUUACAAGCCGGCUACAUAAUAUGACAAGAAAGAGAAAUGAGCUGCGUGGAAUCCUAGCCAAUUACACCAACAAGGAUUUGAUCAACAGGCUGAAUUUUGAGCUUGAGAUGCUCAAAUUGGAGCAUAAGCAGGUUAUGUCUGACCUGCAGAAAUUGCCCAUAGAGAUCACUGAUGCUUUGGACAAGUGCAUGGGGCUGAUUGAGGAGACUGAAUCCUUCAGGUAAGUGCCUGAUUUAUCUUGAGAGGAACUGUCUCUGCCCUUCUUUGUCCUUGACCCAAAGUGAGGGCUCUGGUUCCAGCCUGUCUGCCUCUUAGCAAGCAACCUGCCUUGUGGCCCUUGGACUUGUGCCUCUUGGACUCAGUUUUGCUAAGUGUGGAAAAACACUGAGGCCCUAUCAUCAUUGUCCUGCCAGCCUUGGGAGCCUUAGACAGAAAAAUGGUUUGCACCAUGAAGGGCAUGUCUGGCAGCACAGGUUCUCUGGGCACUGGCAGGGGCUUCACAGACCUGGUUUCCAUGGGACCUGUAGGCUGAAUUUAUUCCUGUUGGGACUUCUUCCCUCCUUCUGAGAGUGUUUUCCCUCUACCUGCUGCUGCU